Molecule: messenger RNA, 1056 nt
Organism: Dissoconium aciculare CBS 342.82
Lineage: Eukaryota; Fungi; Ascomycota; Dothideomycetes; Mycosphaerellales; Dissoconiaceae
Product: UBC-like protein
Exons: 1
Coding region: 406-741 (111 amino acids)
Biological process (GO): protein polyubiquitination
Cellular component (GO): nucleus
Molecular function (GO): ubiquitin conjugating enzyme activity
Source: RefSeq, a predicted model, not a curated record
CCAGACUAAGGGUCCUCAGAAUGCGGCUGUCUUGUCCAGCUCAUGCUUAUAGAUUACAUAAGCCUCACGUCUCCAUCAACGUGAAUCUCGCGACUAGCUUCACGUGUCGAGAGCCAUCGUGAAAGUCCCAUACCGCAAUGGCGACAAAACGAUUAAUCAAAGAGCUCGACGCGUAUCGACGCGAUCCAUCCUCCGCCGUCCCGCGCCUUGAGCCGCAGAGCGACGAUGACCUCUUCCGUCUGGUCGCGGUUUUGAAGGGUCCACAGCGGACACCAUACGAAGGUACGACAACGAGACGAAUACGCAGCGCGGAAGACGAGAGGAUGGAAGAAAGCCUUCGGUCACCUCAAUGCCAGCUGAGAACACACAACUUAUCAUUCUUCGUGAUAUUACUCCCUACUAACUAUGUCUGUCUAUACAAAAUCAGGCGGCCGCUGGGACAUCAGCAUCAGCAUCCCGGACGCCUACCCGAACGCUCCGCCCGAGGUGCGCUUCAAGACGCCCAUCUGCCACCCGAACGUGAAUUUCAAAACUGGCGAGGUCUGCCUCGAUCUGCUCAAGACCUCAUGGACACCGGCGUACGGCGUCGUCAGCACGCUCGAGGCGGUCCAGCAGCUCCUCAGCGCGGGCGGCGAGCCAGACAGUCCGCUCAACAUUGAUAUUGCGAAACUAUUAAGGAGUGGGGAUCUUAUCGGUGCGGAGGCGUUGGUGCGAUUUUAUACGCAAUUGUAUGCGACUUGAUGGGGGUGGAGAUAUGAGGAGGAAAUAUGUUGAGGAAGUUGAUGGAGCAUGGGAGAACUGAUGUGGAAGAUGGCGUAUAGUCAUUGUACGAGGUUAUGAAAUCCCUGCAACUGCAACAUAAUGUACUUUGAAUGGAACUGCUACAAUUCAUGGCGCUUUGGAGACGACACGUCUAGAAGUCACUCAUCGAGGUCUCCAAAUUAUCCAAUGCAAUUCUGCGUAUCGACGACUUUUGUUGGUUCUUCACAGCUGAAGCAUUCUACGACUCUGCUUGGAGUGACAGAGCCCCAUCGAACCAUGCUAUACAAGUAAUCU